Diabrotica balteata is the source of this 3805-nucleotide messenger RNA. Lineage: Eukaryota; Metazoa; Arthropoda; Insecta; Coleoptera; Chrysomelidae. The record is from the annotation of a GenBank genome assembly.
GGCUCACGGCUGGUGUGUAUAAGUAUUAGAGCAGGGAAGGGCGGCUUUUCUCUGAGCUGCCGCUUCGCUAGCCGCUCCCUUUAUUGUGCCCCAGCUAUGGUCCGGGAGGCGCCAACGGCUCAUCCCCUUUUGCUGGUCGCCGUCUUCGUGGUCAUGUGUGCUGCCAUACCGCACUCUAUCAUGGCCAUAGAUCUUAGCCGUCUCUACGGACAUGUCAGCUCAAAAAGAGGUGACGCCUGCCACCCAUACGAGCCAUUCAAAUGUCCAGGGGACGGCAACUGUAUCUCCAUCCAAUAUUUGUGCGAUGGGGCGCCAGACUGCCCUGACGGGUACGACGAAGACUCAAGACUUUGUACGGCUGCCAAAAGGCCGCCAGUGGAAGAGACAGGAAGCUUCCUUAAAUCGCUUCUCCAAAGCCACGGUCCGAACUAUUUGGAAAAAUUAUUCGGAAGCAAAGCUCGAGAUGCACUGAAACCACUAGGUGGAGUGGACAAGGUUGCGAUAGCAUUAUCAGAAUCACAAACAAUUGAAGAUUUUGGAGCAGCGUUACACUUGAUGCGAUCAGACUUGGAACAUUUGCGUUCCGUGUUUAUAGCAGUAGAAAACGGAGAUCUGGGAAUGUUAAAAUCAUUGGGAAUAAAAGAUUCCGAGUUGGGUGAUGUGAAAUUUUUCUUGGAAAAACUCGUGAAUACCGGAUUUUUAGACUGAACCAUAUUUGACCCUGCUGCUAUUUUCUUCGCUCAUCCCCAACCCCAUCUACCUUUAAGUAAAAACUUUUAUUCAUAUCUUCCAUAUUAAGUAUCUUUCUGUCUGUCUGUCUACUUCAUUGUUCAGCAGCAGAGUCCGUUAAACUCCGUCCCCUGUCUACACCAUCCCUUAACCAACGGCUCGUUUUUCCAAAUCAACCAGUAAUCAAAAUGAUAGAAGCGUAAUUUUACAAAUUUGUUCCUUUAAAGAUAAUUUUACAAAACAAAAAAUAUAAACGUUGGCCUCUCAAUAACACCAAACUUUACACUAUAAGGGUGGCCUUAGACAUUUUAAGGUUUUUGGGUAAGCGAGCCUGGUUAUGUUUUUACUCUGCUGGACAGCCCUUUCUGCUGUCUCAAAGGCUGGCUGCACAUAACCAAGGCCAACAACAAUUUUGAACUUAUGACAAACAUAUCAAAGCACCAAAAGGUCUUUGAAAUCGGCACAUAUCAUAAAUAAGUAUAUUGUUAGUCCAUAAGACAAUUUUAAAACACAGAUUUAUAUAUACUAGUACAUAUAGUUUUUAUUAAUGUUUUAGACAUCUGAAUGUUUUUCAAAGAAUGUAUCUCUUUUUGUCAAAUCCACCUUAUGAACUUAAGUGAGAUAAUUAGCUACAUGUUGGAGUUACCAGAGACUUUCCUUUUCAUUUAAUUCAACAACGAUACCUAAAAGAAAAUAGAUUUAAAUAUAUAAUAUACCACGACCUAGUCACGUCGAUGUAAUAGCUAAAUGUGUGAUAGUGCAUCGUGUAGUUUCAAAAAUUUGCUAACAAAAACUUCAUCGACAAUCAACGCAGUAGUCUUGAAUGUAUGUAAUAAAUUACAGUUUACGCUUUCAGUCACAAUAUUAAUGAAAGUAAUCAAGUUUUAAUUAACGAAUCUGUGCUAAACCCGAUCCAUAAUUUUGCAGAUACAGUGUCAUAUUUUGUAGGUCAAUCAGAAACUAUUGUGGGGGAAUUGAGGUGUGAACUUUGUAGGUGAAUAGAAUUCAAUGAAUACUUCUUGUAUCAACACUUUAUCUAUAUUGUGAUACCUGAAAUGUUUUCUUUUGUCUUUCACAAUGUAUAUAAAAAUUGAGCUAAACUAGCCUUAUUUCUUCAAUUAAAAACGUAACAAUAUGCAUCUAUUUAUAUUACACUAUUUGACUUUAUUUCUUCCUCAAUUCAAUUUUAGUAGCUUUUGCCUGAGAUCUAUAAAUUAACUCUUCGAUAUACAUCGACGUACAUUGAGUAAAGUUUGCAAUAGUUUUUUAUUAUAAAGAACUACAAUUAAGUCAAAAUAGUUUCCACUGAAAGUGUGUGCAACAAGUUUGCUACAGAUACCUGAAAUUUAUCGUCAAAAAACUUCGUAGGACGGUGAUAUUAUUAUUUUAAAAUAAGUUUCUGAUCUUUGUGAAAAAAGGUUUCAUGGAACACAAUUGCAUUCUUUAUUUAAAGAUAAAUUCAACACGUAAUUCCUCAGACUAAAAAGUAACGAUAAAAUAUAUAGGUACUAAGAAUAUCUGUUGUGCAAUGACACUUAGAUAAUCAAUAUUUUACAGAUGUUCUGUUUAUCUUAUACAAUGUACUGUUAGUAAUAAAAAAGGAUCUUACUACAGGUUACAGUCUAUUAUUAAAGUCCUUUUUAGGCAGAUCAUCACAUUCUUGUCAACUUAUAGAAUUAAAGCUUAAUGGUGUGCACAACUUACCUAAAUAAAAUCAUAACCAAAACUACCUCAUAUAUCUCAGUUAAAUUGUGAAAAAAAUGUAUUACAACAAUCAAAAUUGGCACAAAAUACGAUUAUAUAAUUAUAGUCAACACAAUUCUCAUUAAAAUUUCAAUAAAAUAUUUCUAGCAAAGAAAAAUAUUGUUGAAAUGGAACAAUUUCAUGAUAAACUAUCAAGCUUUUUACAAAAAGUUGUUUUUAAUUGGUCAGUGGUGUAUUUACUGUAUUUUAAUCCAGAAUCUAAACAGUUUUUAAAAUGUUGUGAUAUAUAAAUAAAAGGGAUGUUUUUGGUAGGCUCUUUACAGCAAUUAUUGUGGCACUAGUCAUAGGUUUUAAUAGUGUAUUAUUAAACAUAUCAAAUACCGGCUGGCCGGUUUAUUUUGGCCAAGAACUCCCCACCUCGGUAUAAAAAAUUUGAGAUCAUGCUAAAACUUUGUUGCGAUAGGUGCAGGGUAACAAAGUGCUGGCCUACCUCAACUUUAUCUGCUUAGGGGGGACUUCAGGACAAUUAUUAAGCAGCGACACUGCGGGUUAAUAGGAAGCGCUUUGAAGGGCCUAAUGCGCAAACGCCCUUGAAACUCACAGUGUCGAUUUUGUGAUUUUUGUAUAUAUAAUUAGAAAUUCUGAUGCCGUCGACACACUCAGAGGAUAACGACCUGACACUUUACCAUCAAAUAUAUCUGGGAGUGUGGAACACGCCAUCUAUUAACAAGCACAAUCACAUCCGCAACACGGGAAAAAUAUAGUCAAUAUAUGGUGUACAGUUUGCCUUCAAAUCCAUUCACCCUAAACCUAUUUCAAAAAUAAAAAUGAUUGGCUAAUGCGUCAAUCCUAAGACAUUAUCUAAACUUUUCGCGCAUAUUUAACAUAUCUUAAACAUUAGAUUUUUCUUUUUACGAAUAAUAGAUUAUAAAAUAAAAAUAAAAGAAUAUUUUUUAAUCUAUUAGAUUUUUCGAUGUAAACAACCAAAGCAUACUGUGAAUAUAUUUACAUGAAAUUAAGCGUAAAUUUUGAGAAUACACAAUAUCGUGUAUUUUAAUAUUAGAGUACAAACGCACUCAUAUUUCUUUUUGUUUUUGACAGUGGUCUGUUGUGAUUUGGUUUGGGGUCAGAUUUAUGUAUAGUCAAAGUAUAUAAAUAUAUAAAAAAAAUUUACAAAUAUAUUUUUUCGAAUAGUAGUGCAGGUGUUUGUGUUUGGUACGCGAUGACACUAUCAUUUGAAUGAUGUACCUCCCGUAUAUAAAGGCUGGUAUAAUUAUUAUAUAUAUAAUACAUAUCAAAUAUUUUUAUCGUUAUUCAUUAUGUAAUUAUUUAUUGUGAAGUGGAAUUUCUAACUUAAUAAAUAUAUUAUGAA